Messenger RNA from Physeter macrocephalus (sperm whale), 3552 nucleotides. RefSeq names its product La ribonucleoprotein 4B (gene LARP4B). Gene Ontology annotation, molecular function: mRNA 3'-UTR binding. Gene Ontology annotation, cellular component: cytosol; cytoplasmic stress granule. Gene Ontology annotation, biological process: positive regulation of translation. Lineage: Eukaryota; Metazoa; Chordata; Mammalia; Artiodactyla; Physeteridae. The transcript is spliced from 22 exons. The record is from RefSeq and is a predicted model, not a curated record. The coding region runs from base 294 to 3050 and encodes 918 amino acids.
AUGCGAACGGGAAGGAGCGUUGGGGUGCUGGAGUCGCGAGGUUGAGCUAUUUUUCGGCCUGAAACUGGAAAGAGUUGCCGCCGCCCCGCCGCCAGUCCGCGCCGUGCCGACCCCCGCCGCUCGUCCGGGCCGGCCGCGCCCCUGCUUCCGCCCCUCCCUCACGGCCCGUCCGCGUGUGGCGCGGUUGCCGGGCACCGGGGCUGCGGCGGUCGGCGGCCGGGCGGCGGCGGUGCUGACAGCAUCCUACGGCUAGCAUUAAACUUCUCCCAGUGGAGCCACAAAGUAAACAGCUCAUGACUUCUGAUCAGGACGCUAAGGUCGUGGCUGAACCUCAGGGCCAGCGAGUCCAGGAAGGCAAAGACAGCGCUCAUCUGAUGAAUGGUCCCAUAUCUCAAACCACUUCUCAGACAAGCUCCAUCCCAGCUUUGAGUCAGGUGAUUCCCGUCAUCCCAGGUGACAGCAAGGAAAUAGCAGUACCACGUUGCAAGGACACUGUUCUACCACUCAUAUCUGAAAAGCCCUCAAAGGAGGAUUUGCAGAGCUUCCCAGAGGAACUGUACUCCCAGUUUUUUAAUGAACUUUCCUGUUACCCGAUGGCAGAGUUGGCAAGACAGAUGUUUUCUGAAGGGCUGGCAGACGGCUGUGGAUAUCAAGUGGGCUGCCCGUGGACUAAUACAGCUACGAAAGACACGUUAGAAGAGCAGAUAUUUAGUGAGGACCUGCACAGUAAGCCACAGGACCUAGAGAUCUCUUUGUUUUGGAUGGAAAAGCCCCCUUAUCAGCUACCAGUGGCAGAAGAUGGUGUUAUUUGGGGAUGGCAAGAGAGAGGUGGACAGUUAGUACCAACGGCCAAGGUUUCAGAGCUAAACCCUAAUGCAAAAGUAUGGGGGACUCCUGUGUUACACUUGGAAGCCAGUAGUGCAGCGGAUGGCAGUGUGAGCGCAGCCUGGGAGGCGACGCCCGGCCGCGGCCAGGAGGGAUUGGACACCAAUGGUGAUGGUGACAAAAGUCAUGAGAAUGCUGCACUGUCAGAUUUACAGGAGUCAGACCAGACAGCCAUGAGCACUUUGGGUCUGGACCAUUCAGAGUAUGAAUCACCGCCUGAAAAUAGCGAGACGGGAGGAAAUGAAUCUCAACCAGAAAGCCAGGAAGACCCCCGGGAAGUACUUAAAAAAACAUUGGAAUUCUGCUUGUCUAGGGAGAACCUUGCUAGUGACAUGUACCUUAUAUCACAGAUGGACAGUGAUCAGUACGUGCCAAUCACCACGGUAGCUAACCUGGACCACAUCAAGAAGCUCAGCACCGACAUGGACCUGAUUGUCGAAGUGCUGAGAUCUUUACCUUUAGUCCAAGUGGAUGAGAAGGGAGAAAAAGUAAGGCCAAAUCAGAAUCGUUGCAUAGUAAUAUUACGUGAAAUACCUGAAUCCACCCCUGUAGAAGAAGUAGAAGCACUAUUUAAAGGCGAUAACUUACCGAGAUUUAUAAACUGUGAAUUUGCCUAUAAUGAUAAUUGGUUUAUUACAUUUGAAACAGAAGCAGAUGCACAACAGGCUUACAAAUAUCUGCGAGAAGAAGUCAAAACUUUUCAAGGAAAACCAAUUAAGGCACGGAUAAAAGCAAAGGCAAUAGCUAUAAACACAUUUUUGCCAAAGAAUGGCUUUAGACCUCUGGACAUGAGCCUCUACACACAGCAGCGCUACACCGCAUCGUUUUACUUACCUCCGGUCUACAGCCCCCAGCAGCAGUUUCCUCUGUACAGCCUGAUCGCCCCCCAGACAUGGUCAGCGACACAUAGCUAUCUUGAUCCGCCCUUGGUAACGCCAUUUCCAAAUACUGGAUUUAUAAAUGGGUUCACGUCUCCAAGCUUCAAACCUGCAGCAUCUCCUCUGACUUCACUCAGACAAUACCCUCCAAGGAGCAGGAAUCCUAGUAAAUCUCAUCUGCGCCAUGCCAUUCCCAGUGCAGAGAGAGGGCCCGGGCUGUUAGAAAGUCCUUCGAUAUUUAACUUCACUGCGGACCGGUUGAUGAACGGUGUGCGGAGCCCACAAACGAGGCAGACGGGUCAGCCUCGAGCUCGGCUACAGAACCCUCCAGUCUACGCCAAGAGAGACGCGGGGCCCGGCCGGGUGGAACAGAGCAGCCUCGAGUCCUCUCCGGGCUUAGGUAGAGGAAGGAAAAACUCCUUUGGUUACCGGAAGAAACGGGAGGAGAAGUUCACAAGGAGUCAGACUCAGUCUCCAACACCGCCCAGGCCGCCCUCCCCGAGCUUUGAAUUAGGCCUCUCCAGCUUCCCUCCAUUGCCUGGGGCGGCGGGGCAUUUGAAGACGGAGGACUUGUUUGAGAACAGGCUGUCUGGCUUGCUCACAGGAUCGUCCAAAGAAAGGAGCCUGAACGCAGAUGCAAGCACGAACACUCUCCCCGCGGUGCCCCCCCGAGAGCCCUCAGUGCCCUGUGCCGUGUCCACAGCCUGCGAGCGUGCCCCCUCCCCUGCCCACCCACCCGAGGAUCCCAAGGUGGUGGAGAAGCAGAAGGAAACCCCAAGUGUGGACAGACCUUCUCCCACCCUGAGCACGACUGCGAGUAAAUCGGUGCAGGUGGACGGCGCCGGCUCGGAAUUGCGAAAACCCAGCUACGCAGAGAUUUGUCAGAGGACGAAUAGAGAGCCGCCAUCUUCCCCGUUGCAGCCCCAGAAAGAACAAAAGCCAAACACUGCUGGUUGUGGGAAGGAAGAAAAGAAGCUCACCGAGAGAGAGCCCCCUGCCCCCAAGUCCAGCCCAGGACCACCCAAAGACCAGAGGAGACCACCAGGCCGCCGGCCCUCUCCCCCAGCCUCGGGGCGGCGUCUGCACAGAGAACAGAGCCCCCCACCCAGGUCCCCUCACUUAGAGUUCCUGAGACCGGCCUGUGUUGGCGUGAGUGGGGUCUGCUGUCACGGUGUUACUGGGGAGAUGGAAAGUCUUACUAAAACGUUCGAAUAUUUUCAUGCUCUUCUUAAACAUAUUACCUCAGGGUACAGAGUCAGAGACACAGCAUCACAAAUGGCAUUUUAACUUGGACAAUUGUGUGAUGAUACUUGUCAUUUGGAGAGAUAAGAAUGAGAACCCGGCCCCAUUUCACCAGACAUGAAUUCAAGAAGAGUCGUUGCUUUUUAAGAGUCCGUGUCAUGAUGUUUCUGAUCAGGCCCUCUUGUAACUGCAUCACUGGUUGUUACUAGUGGUGGCAAGAAACCUGUCAAGUUGCCACGUGGUCAGGGCCACCAUGGUGCCAUGUGGAGGCCAGUUUGGGGCCUCGGGGGCAGGUACGGCCCGUGUCUGCAUCUGCGUCCGCGGGGAGCGGCGAACAAUCGGCCUGAAGGAGCGGCCACGGCACCAGCUCGCAGGAGGGCAGUGACGCGGACGCCUCGCCAGGGCUUUUGUUUCUGUUCUAUUUCUUUUCAUUAAGACUGGAAUCAAGCUUAUGUGUAAACUAUUGGUAAUUUAAGUUUCCUUUGUGUCAUUCAGUGUAAAAUUGUCUAAUUUGAAAAAAUGUAGGUUAUGAAAAAUAAAGAUUUAG